Messenger RNA from Striga asiatica, 357 nucleotides. Lineage: Eukaryota; Viridiplantae; Streptophyta; Magnoliopsida; Lamiales; Orobanchaceae. The record is from the annotation of a GenBank genome assembly.
AUGAAGAAGCUAAAAAAUAAUAAAAGAGAAGCCCAUUAUUUCCCUUCUCCCGCACUCACAGCUUUCUCAGCCUUAAUACACGCUCUCUUCGCCGCCGGGCCACCACUUGCUCCGCCACUUCAAAUGGGAAUUCUUGAUUUGGAAAUUAAUAAAUAUAGUGACAUUAUUGCACAUGGUAUUGCAGAGGGAACACACCAUUUUGUAGUCAAGAGUGCCGGCAAGAACAUAUCGAAAUGGAUGAAGCCACCGAAAAAAGAUGGAAACUUUCAUCCUCAAAGAAUAUACUCGGAAUCUGCAGCUAAAGAGUCCGACACUAAGAAAGUUCUUAGGACAGGGACGACUGUGGUUGUUGCCUAA